UCUUAUAAAGGCAUCGUUUCUGAAGUCAAGUCUCAUUCAUAUACUUCAAAACGCUUUACAAACCAAAACCAAACUAAACCAACUAAACUACUAGUUCUGUUUAACACAAUGGCUUCACAGCAAGAGAAAAGAGAGAACGUUACUGAUGAACGUGAAAUCAACCUCGAGAAAAAUAGAGUUCCCCAAAUGGCUAGCCAUUUUGAGUCACUAGCUGAGAAAGUUCAAGGUGCAGCCGAUGUCCAUCCUGCAGGUCCUGGUGCUAUUCAUGUCAAGAGCACUGUUACUACUGAUACUGAUCAAGGGGACAAAGGGGAACAGUCUCAACAAAUGCAGCAAGCUCAAAGGGAGAAGCAGUCUUCUACUGAUCAAGCUAAGAGUUCUGAGAUUGUUAAUCAGGGGAGAAGCCAACAGGGAUUUGAAGAGAGACCAGGUGGCGUCAAAUUUGAAGUUCUUGGCCAAGAACAAAAGGGUUCAGACACAGGCAGAGAAACCCAAAUGCAAAAGCAGGAAGGUGAAUCUCGUGGCCAAGGCAUUAGUUCCAUGCAACAAAGUAGAGGAGUUGGUACAGGUGGCCAACAAGAGACAGAAACACAAGCAAGUGGCCAAGAUGAAAGCAGAGCAGGGGGAGUAACUCAUGGUACUACAGAAGAGACAAAAGGUCCAUCUUUGGAAGAAAUAUCUCAAUACAGGGGCACAGCACAACAGAAUUCCAUGGAAGCAAUAAGGGCAGCUGAAGAGCGCUACGAGAAGGCCAAGGAAAAGGGCGCCUCCACAUUGCAGAGUGUUAAAGAAUCGGCAACUCAUGGACUUGGCGCUGCAGGUACUUAUUCAACAGAAAAAGGUGCACAAGCUAAAGACACUGUUACUCAAGGUGUUCAAAAGGGAACUCAAUAUGUUGCUGAAAAAGCUGGAGUGGCUAAGGAUACUGCCCUUGAGAAAGGCCAACAAGCUUAUGCUGCAACUAAAGAUACCCUUUCAAGCGCUGGACAAACUGCAGUACAAUCAGCACAACAAGCUAAAGAUUAUGUUGCUCAAAAGGCAGGGGAGACUAAAGAAUAUGUUGUCCCAAAAACAGAGGAGGCUAAGGAAAUAGAAGCUCCUUCCCCAGUGGAGAUAGCUUCAGUUGCAAAAGAGAGUGUUCAAGAAAAGAGUAAGAGUGCAACAAGCUAUGUAGGAGAAAAAGCUGCUAAAGUUAAAGAUGUAACAGUGGAAACAGGGAAAGGUGCAGUAGGAUAUGUAGGGAAAGUAGCUGAAACAGUGAAGGAAAAGGCAGUAGUGGCAGGUUGGGGAGCUGCACAUUUUACAGCAGAGAAAGCUGCAGAUGCUACUAAAGCAGUGGCUGGAGUUGCUUCUACUGUUGCGGGGUAUGCGGGAGAUAAAGCGGUGGCGGCGAAGGAUGUGGUUGCUGAUGUUGGGAAGAAAACAGUUGGAUAUGCAGAGGAUAAGUUGGUUGCAGCAAAGGAUUAUGUAGUUUCAGCUGAAGAAAGUGCAGCAGAGUAUGCAGCUAGGAAAAAGGCAGAAGCAGAGAGAGAAUUAGAAGCUAAGAGAUCACACGACACCAAGGAAGAAACAAAGGUGGAGGAAAAAGAAAGCGGAGUCAAACCAAUGGAGAAAGUUAAAGAGUCCAUUCAAGAAGAAUCAGGAGGAGGAGAGAAAGGCAAGCAGUUGGAGGAGGGAGCAGCAGUGGUAUUGCAAGCCAUUGGCGAAACUAUAGUUGAGAUUGGGAAAACAACUACUGAUCUUGUUGCUGGCCGUACCAAGGGGGAGGAAUCAGUGGGAACUGAAAAAAGUCAACCACAAUAAAACAGCUUGAGAUGGAUAUUCUGAGCAUUCCAGUUGGUUUGAAUUUAGCAUUAGAUUUUGAAGUUCGUUUUGGUUCUGUUGAAGGGUGGUUUGCUUGAUGUUAGAUUGUCAAAUAAUUAGCGUAAAUGCAAUGAUAGUGUAUGUUUUUGUCGAUAAUAAUAUUUUAUGAUGAUACCUUCUUUGGUGUGACAAAUAGCCACUUAUUCCCGUGUCUUGUAUCAGUCCUGGAUAAAGUCCUUUUCCGUGGGGAAGUUUUAUGCAAAAGUUGAGGUGAUAUAAUAUA
Messenger RNA from Nicotiana tabacum (common tobacco), 2086 nucleotides. NCBI's taxonomy places the organism in Eukaryota, Viridiplantae, Streptophyta, Magnoliopsida, Solanales, Solanaceae. The record is from RefSeq and is a predicted model, not a curated record.